Messenger RNA from Eurytemora carolleeae, 1653 nucleotides. RefSeq lists its product as uncharacterized. The transcript has 11 exons. Bases 196 to 1428 code for a protein of 410 amino acids. The record is from RefSeq and is a predicted model, not a curated record. NCBI's taxonomy places the organism in Eukaryota, Metazoa, Arthropoda, Copepoda, Calanoida, Temoridae.
UCCGGUCCUGAGAAAUACCACACGGUGCUAGAGCUUCCACUGUUUGAAACUCUUCCAUCUUCUGCUCUGAAAAACCUCGGUCAGAUUAUAGAAACACAGUUUGCUGGUCCAAACGAGUUUCUGAUCAACAAAGACGACAUUUUGAGCAGUGUUUGGUAUAUUUCUAGUGGUUCGUUAGAAGUGCUUGAUAAAGGAAUGGUUGUUGCUAUUCUAGGACAUGGUGAUAUGUUUGGAAGUGACCUGGACCAUCUGCUUAAUGAAAAUAAGAUUACCAUACAGUGCGGAUUUGAUGUUAAGGCUCUAACCUAUUGUGAACUGAAGUGUAUUGAUACCGAAGGAAUGGUUUCCUGUGUAAACAUGCUUUCUGAUUCUUCAAUUCUUACAGAUGUAGCCGAGGAUUUAAAGAAUGAUCUGACGUAUAAUCUGAAAGGAUUAAAUCGUCUCCUUGGUUCUAGAACUUCAAGUGUAUCCGUCCCAACUCAACAUGCAGAAACACAGACAGAGUGUAGAGACCUAUGGUUAGGGCGGAUGAACUUCAGUACAAUGAAUUCUGCCAAAUCUCUUCCUAAACUUGAAACUACUAAACUUAUUGAUGAACCCCUCUACACCAGUUGUGCACUGUAUCCCCGAUACCCCCUCUCACCCUCUACACAUCACAGGGUUAAAUUUGAUCUGGAUCCUCGGAGAAACUCAAGUUCUGGAGUAAUACCGGAUAAAUAUCCCAAAAAAGCAAUCCUGAGAAAUCUAUCGAUGGCUAGAUCCUAUUCUCUGGACCCGGAAGGAUCUGGUUCUAUUAUUGAACUACCCAGUCCUCGAUAUAGCUCCCUCCAGGAAGCGGACGGGUUGGGGAAUAAGUCUGAGCAUCCGUCGUAUCUGGUGAACCACCUGGAGCAGAGAAUAUCUAAACCAGAACCAAUAGAGACUACUAGGAAACCCAAGGAAUUGACUAAACUGCAGAGGUUUCAAGCUAAAUUUUCAAAAAGAAAUGUUUCCCUAGAAGAUGACGCAAGACGGGAAGAAAACCCGAAAGAUGAAAUCCGUCCCUUCAAUAUUCCAGAGAUCAGGCUUGAGAUCCCUGAUGACGAUCUAGAGGAUGUACUAGAAGACGAUCAUGAAAUGGAAGAAUCGGAGCAGGAUGAGAAGAAUGGAAAUGAAGAGAAAGAAAAAGAAAACGAACCCGGAGUCAGGAUGGAAGAAUUAAGUAGUAGAAGUAAAAUUGUUGAUAGAAACGGAGCUAGUAAACCCCUGACCCGGACCUCUCAUCUCACCCUUGAUCUUAUCCCUGCUGAUCUCAAGGACGAGGUCACUGUCCGAUAUAUUGACGAGGAUGAAGGAGAGAAACAUGAAGAUUAUUUGGAAGAAGAAGGAGAAUCCCAUUCUCUUAUUCAAUCCAACUAUCUAGUUCCGCCCAGUCGAGAUUUGUCUUGAUCUAUUCUUGCAUCAUCUCUAGAUGGAUCGAUCAAGAGAUCGCAAGGAAGAUCUUGCAAAAUCAUUUUUGAUUUGAGUUUAUGCAUGCAUUUGGACAUUUUUAGAGGUUAAAACAAACAAUUUUCACAGAGAUGAUAAAAUUGUCUUAAAUACAAAAGUUCAAUCAUUAAUUUUUUAACAUUUCAGUAUUUUAUCUGCUUCAUGAAUAAACGGUAAUGAUGAUGA